AGCGCUCACUCUGCCGUCCUUUACCCCGGGCUGUAGUAACAGAGAAGGGUAGAAACGUGGAGGGCGGGCCCUGACUGCAUUCGCCUUGUUAUGUAUUCCCGUGAUCGCAUCGCCAUCUUGUUGCAAUCCCUCCUUUACGUGUGAGAGAGCAUUUAUCCAAGGAAUAUAUUUUUACUAUUUUUCUUUCCGACGAGAGGAAGAGAGGAAAAAACAAAGUGCGCGUUCGGGUCAGCUGCGCUCCAGACAGUGCUCCCCGGGGGACCUCGGCUGCGCUUUUUUCUUCUGUCCGCUGCGCUUUUUUUCUUCUGUCCGGGGCGAUCGGGUAGCCUACGGUGAGGGGCGCGCGAUGAGCAUCGAUACUCUUCUGGAAGCGGCCAGAUAUCUGGAAUGGCAAGCCCAGCAACAACAGAUCGCACAUGAGGAGGAGCGUCGCAGAGAGGAGGCGGAGUCCAGACGAGCAGAGGUUGUGACCUGUUCGGACCAGCCAGUCAGAUUCAACCAUGUCACCUGGGGGUCAUCACAGCAUUGGCCUGAGUCAUCACAGCAUUGUCAGCACCAGCACCUCUCUCCCUCCUCUCACCCUCCUUCCCUCUCCCUCCCUCCUCCCCCCAUCUCCAUCGCUGUCAUCCCCAUGGUACCCGUUGUCACAGCUACGCCCUCUGUACCGCCCCUUCCCGUCAUCACGACGAUCACUGCCGCGGCAACCUCGCUCCACCUCGGAGGCUCCCAGGUGAUGAAGGGAGGCUCCUCCCCUACUCAGCAGCAGCCAAUCCAGCACCAGAUGGCAGCCCAGGUGAAGGCGGAGCCUAACUUGAUGACGCCACAGAUGGGCGGAAGCCCUAGCCAAUCCCAACCUCCAAUUCAGAUUCCGUACCCGACCUCCAUCAUCACCACCGCCGCCGCUUCCCAACAUGCACUCCUUCCGCAGCAAGCCAUGCCCACGCAGCCACGCCCAAACGGAACCAUCAUGGACGACCUGAGAGGGUUGGACGGGAAGAGACGACCUGGAGGAGCUGGAACCAGAGAGGUGCACAACAAACUGGAGAAGAACAGAAGAGCUCACCUGAAGGAUUGUUUCGAUACGCUGAAGAAGAACGUUCCAAACGUAGAUGAGAAGAAGACCUCCAACCUCAGUGUUCUACGCAGCGCCCUGCGAUACAUACAGACUCUGAAGCGUAAGGAGAAGGAGUACGAACACGAGAUGGAGCGUCUAGCGAGAGAGAAGAUCUCCACGCAGCAGAGACUGGCUGAGCUGAAGAACGAGCUGAGUCAGUGUAUGGACGUUAUGGAGAUUGACAAGGUCCUCAGACAGACUGUACAACCAGAGGACGACCAGGCUUCGACUUCUACUGCCUCAGAAGGGGAAGACAACUUUGACCAGGACAUUGAUGAAGACCUCUCCCCUCCUCCUCCACCCUUCUCCCUCCCCAAACCCCCUCCCCCCAUCCUACAGGCCCAAUCACUCCUCACUCCUCACCUGUCCAUCACACACAAGACCCUGUCCUCUGGGAUUCUGACCAGCCCCUCGGGCCCCCCUCCCCCCCAGGCCAUCGCCCCUGCCCCCCCUCCUCACCCCCAUCCAACCAUCCAAGUCUCCCCCAAAGUCAUCGCCCACGCCGCCGUCUCCCACCCCUCCGUCAUCCAGGCUGUCAAUCACAUCCUCCCGGCCAAUCACAAACACCUCACGCACAUCGCUCCCUCCCCCGGUCCUGUCUCCUCUAUCCCGCAGCCAAUCACAGCAGCCGCCGCCGCUGCCCACCAGACAAUCACGGCCCAGCCCAUUGGACACAUCACCGUCCACCCUGUGGCCCACCUGGGAGGUCCCCUGCCCCCCCACAUGUACCCCCAGGGGUUGACAGUCUCCCAGCCCACAGUGUUGGGGCACAUCACCCACACCUUCACCCACCACACCCUUCCCCACUCCCAGGGCAACCUCCACCACGUCCAGGCUAGCCAUGCUACCGCUAACGUGCCCCAGGUCAAUGGGGCGGCAGUGCCUGGCCAGGGUGGCUCGUCCCUGGGGAAGCCCACAACCAUGCUGGCCCACCACCAUCACCACCACCCACAGCUGGUGGGACAAACCACCGUCCUCAACCCAGUCACCAUGGUGACCGUACCACCCUUCCCUGUUAGCACACUCAAACUGGCCUGAGAGAGGGAGAGGGAGGGAUGGAAGAAACAGGGUGGGGAGGGUGCGAGAGAGCGAGUCGGUGCGAGAGAGCGAGUCGGUGCAAGA
This is a messenger RNA of Coregonus clupeaformis (lake whitefish), 2236 nucleotides long. It is a transcript of the gene mntb, whose product is annotated as MAX network transcriptional repressor b. The record is from RefSeq and is a predicted model, not a curated record. Gene Ontology annotation, biological process: regulation of transcription by RNA polymerase II. NCBI's taxonomy places the organism in Eukaryota, Metazoa, Chordata, Actinopteri, Salmoniformes, Salmonidae. The transcript is spliced from 5 exons. The coding region runs from base 347 to 2152 and encodes 601 amino acids. Gene Ontology annotation, molecular function: protein dimerization activity; DNA-binding transcription factor activity, RNA polymerase II-specific; RNA polymerase II cis-regulatory region sequence-specific DNA binding.